Wyeomyia smithii (pitcher-plant mosquito) is the source of this 2592-nucleotide messenger RNA. It is a transcript of the gene Rbbp5, whose product is annotated as retinoblastoma-binding protein 5 homolog. Lineage: Eukaryota; Metazoa; Arthropoda; Insecta; Diptera; Culicidae. Gene Ontology annotation, cellular component: Set1C/COMPASS complex. The transcript is spliced from 6 exons. Bases 122 to 1600 code for a protein of 492 amino acids. Gene Ontology annotation, molecular function: protein binding. The record is from RefSeq and is a predicted model, not a curated record.
UUUAUUAUUAUUUACAUAUCUGCAGCUGUACCGCACGAAUGGCGUUACCGCAAAUAUAAUUAUUAUUAUCAGAAUAGUAUUAGAUGUUUUGGAACAGUAUAACAAGUGAAAAGAAGCAGCAAUGAAUUUGCAGUUAUUAGAAUCAUUCGGCCAAAACUACCCGGAAGAAUUCGAUGGUUCGCUGGAUUGCAUCUCACUGGCGGUGACAUGUGCCUUCAACAAGUACGGAACGUUGCUUGCCGUGGGCUGCAACGAUGGACGAAUAGUAGUGUGGGACUUUCUCACGAGGGGCAUCGCCAAGAUCAUUUCCGCCCACGUUCACCCGGUGUGCAGUUUGUGUUGGUCCCGAAACGGUCACAAGCUGUUGUCAGCUUCCACGGACAAUAAUGUCUGCAUCUGGGACGUGCUCAGCGGAGACUGCGAACACAAGUAUCGGUUUCCGUCGCCGAUCCUGAAGGUGCAAUUUCAUCCGAGAAACGAUAACAAGUUUCUGGUUUGCCCUAUGCGGUAUGCGGCGGUUUUGGUCGAUAUCGGUGGAAAGCAUCAGUGUUUGCCGCUGGAUAAUGAUGGAGAUUUGAACAUUGUAGCUUCAUUCGAUCGGAGAGGAGAGCAUAUCUAUUCGGGCAAUGCUAAAGGAAAAAUCCUUGUGCUGAAUUCUCACACUCUCGAAAUCGUUGCCAGUUUCAAAAUUGCGGUGGGAACUUCCAGCGCGACAGCCGUGAAAAGUAUAGAAUUCGCUAGAAGGGGAGAAGCAUUUUUGGUAAACACCUCUGAUCGAGUGAUUCGGGUAUACGACUCGAAGGAAGUUGUAACUUGCGGGAAAGAAGGCGAACCAGAACCAAUUCAAAAGCUUCAAGAUCUUGUUAACAAAACCACCUGGAAGAAGUGUUGUUUCUCAGGAGAUGGUGAAUACAUUUGCGCCGGAAGUGCGCGCCAGCACGCGCUUUAUGUUUGGGAGAAAUCCAUCGGCAAUCUCGUGAAAAUCCUUCACGGAACUAAGGGCGAACUUCUGCUGGAUGUUGUUUGGCAUCCAGUCCGUCCAAUCAUAGCCAGUAUUAGCUCGGGAUUGGUUUCAAUCUGGGCUCAAAAUCAGGUGGAAAAUUGGUCCGCUUUCGCACCGGAUUUCAAAGAACUUGAUGAAAAUGUGGAGUAUGAGGAACGGGAGUCAGAGUUCGACAUCACCGAUGAAGAUAAAUCGGUUGAUCUUGCUGCGGAGUCCAAGCACGAUGAGGAGGUCGAGGUGGACGUUGUUUCUGCCGAACCAAUCGCGGCUUUCUGUUCCUCGGAUGAGGAGUAUGAGGACGAAAAUGCACUGCAAUUUCUACCGAUGGCUCCGGAAGUUGAAGAUCCCGAGGAUGGCUGGGGGUCGCAGGAUAAUUCGGAAACGUUACUAACAGGCUUCAAUAACAACCCGACCGAACAUGAUCCGCUCUCGAUGAAGGAAAAUGAACCUGCUUCUAAGAAACGUAAAGCCAGUUUAUAUGAUAUUGCACUAGAUAAUGCUCCGAUUGAAGAUGUUCACCCUCUUCUGCAGAACAAGGCAAACAAGGAUAAAGUGACUGCCGCUAAUAAAAAGACAGCAGGUCGACCUAGAAAGUAGUGUUUUUUCUCACACAUUCGUUAGAGUUCAGUUUUCUGUGAUCUGCGAUGGUUUACUAUUCAAAACCGGUACAAAUUCAGAUUCGUAAUGAAAACAUUUUUAGUCUACAGAGAUGAACAUGAAUUUCAUUUGUUUGAUUUGUAAAUAAAUCUACUUCAGACAAACGAAGCUUCGAUAAAUAGUAACAGUACAAGUUCUAUAUAGAGUUAUCUUUAUUUUCCUAGUAAGGUGAUACACUGAUCGCGUACAAUUCCACAGUUUACGCGCAGUGACAGAAUGCCAUUAAAUACAAACAAAUUCAUUUGACUACCGCUACUGUUGAUGAAUACACAUCUAAAAUUGUUCAUCAGGUGACUUUUUGUAACACAAAGAGCUUCUCUUCUGCUGCUAUUGCUAAGCACGUUUCAAAAACGUUGCUAUCGAAUUACAUCGACAGAUGGGUGAACACCAAAGAGAUUCGGACAGAGUGGACUCUACGACGUGCUGUUGUUUUCCAUUUCUGUUCGGGCAAAUUCCUGUAUCUUGUUGGUUAGAAAUGUCAUUAGAAAUCGUCGCCGCUGGUCCCGCUCGCCAUCGGUGUAAGCAUACACAUCGUUCCCGGUUGGCGUUCGAACUAUCGGUGUCUGGCUGCGGAUCAUUAGCCGACCAAAAACGGUUGCUGCAACGAUGAAUGGGAAAAAUCUAUAGAAUUAUACGAAAGCUAAGAAAAAGUAGAAACGCACCUAAAACCUCCAAGCGUAUGCUGGGAUUACGUCGACGCAGUUCUAUGAGGAACAUGCAGAUGUAUAGAAACACCAGCUUGUGAACGGGUUUUAGCUUCGUCCGAAUGAGUUCCUUGCAGCGCUCGUAGUUGUCCGCAUAGACGAUGCACUCUCGUUCGGUGAUGGUAACUACCGGAUCGGGUAAAGAUUCUAGAAGAAUUAGAAGAGCUUCUGCUGCGGUCUUAGGAAUACCCGCUGAUAUUGUGAAUAGUUAAGGAAAAUAUAUGAAUA